AUGAAACGUGAAAAAGAAGUUCUUUUUCAGCUCAAUUCUCUUUUCAAAAUUGUUUCUAUCGAUUUUGAUUCGGAUCAUCACUUGUGGAAAGUGCAACUAAAAACAACAAAUGAAGAUACACAAAUUGUUCAGGAAUAUCUAGCAAUUGUUGAGAAACAAAUGAUUGACUAUUCACCAAUUAUUUAUUUUGAUCGUCUUCUCCUCAAAGAGUUAGGUCAAGUUGAUCAAGCUGCAAAAUUUUACAACUUAUUACUUAAAUCUUCUUCACCAGACCAUCCGAACAUUUCUUUCGUCUAUAACGGACUUGGAAAUGUGCACGAAAAAAGAGACGAACAAUAUUUGACAUUAAAGAAUUAUGAAAUCGCCUAUAUGAUUCGUCGAGAGCAAUUACCACCACCAAAUUAUCACUUAACAUACAAAGAGAAAGGCGAUCUUGAUGUUGCAUUUAAUCAUCUCUUUCUUGCACUCGAAAUGUUCCAGCAUGUUCUGUCUUCGCAACAUACUAACAUUGCUUGGUGUCUAGAUUUGAAUGAAGCACUCAAAAACUAUGAAGAAGCUUUGUCUGUUUUUGAACAAUCAAUACCGGUUGAUCAUCAAGCAGUCGCUAAUUGUCUUACUGCCAUGGGUAAUCUCUAUUCAAUAAUCGAUAGCUCAGAUAGUGCUUUGCAAUGUCAUCUAAAAGCAUUAGAUUUGUAUCGUCAAACACCCUUAACUUACUGGUAUAUGAAUAAUCCCACAGAAGCAUUUCGCUAUUUGAAUGAAAGUCUCUCAAUCUAUCGAACUAGUUGUGGACCAGAGAAUGAAGAAGAUAUUGCCAAGUUGAAUGCCGAACAGAAGAAAGCUAUGCAUGUCGAACCUGUUCAGGAUAAUCUGAAUGAAGAACAAUGUACUUCUAUCAAUCUUCAUUCUGAUUCUUUUUCAUCUUUUGCUAAACAAACAUCACUAUCUGUUAAUAUGACCCUCAAGUCAUAA
This is a messenger RNA of Rotaria sp. Silwood1, 972 nucleotides long. NCBI's taxonomy places the organism in Eukaryota, Metazoa, Rotifera, Eurotatoria, Philodinida, Philodinidae. The record is from the annotation of a GenBank genome assembly.